Messenger RNA from Hippoglossus stenolepis (Pacific halibut), 1960 nucleotides. It is a transcript of the gene alkbh4, whose product is annotated as alkB homolog 4, lysine demthylase. The transcript has 3 exons. Lineage: Eukaryota; Metazoa; Chordata; Actinopteri; Pleuronectiformes; Pleuronectidae. The record is from RefSeq and is a predicted model, not a curated record. Gene Ontology annotation, cellular component: midbody; contractile ring. Gene Ontology annotation, molecular function: actin binding; demethylase activity; oxidoreductase activity. Gene Ontology annotation, biological process: actomyosin structure organization; oxidative demethylation; protein demethylation. The coding region runs from base 46 to 873 and encodes 275 amino acids.
UCUAGCAGUUGAACUAACCAUGUUAUUAGCGGAAGUAGCAGCAGGAUGAUGGCGCCUGCUCCUGACAGCAGCGACUCCCCCUGCGCGUGUAAAGGCGUCCGCCGCUGUCUCGUGUGUGAACAGAUUAAGGGAAAGGGUCAGUUGGAGCCGAGUGAUCCUGAGGUUGUGCAUCAUUUUCUCUACAAUCCUGAGACAAGACUGGCUGUUUGCGAUGAUGCAGAGGCUUUGUCCUUUCCCUUUCCUGGUGUCUUCCUGUGGGAGAACUUCAUAUCAGAAGCGGAGGAGAAGGCGCUGAUAAGCUCAAUGGACCAGGAUGUGUGGAAUCAUUCCCAGUCUGGGCGAAGGAAACAGGAUUUUGGUCCAAAGGUGAACUUCAAGAAAAAGAAAGUACGUGUGGCUGGCUUCAGUGGACUCCCUGCUUUAAGCCAAAAACUAGUGCUCAGGAUGCAGCAGGAGCCAAGUCUCUCAUGCUUCCAGCCAGUGGAGCAGUGCAAUCUGGAUUACCAUCCUCAGCGAGGCUCUGCCAUCGACCCACACCUCGACGACUCCUGGCUGUGGGGGGAGCGCCUGGUCACCAUCAACAUGUUAUCAGACACGACGCUCACCAUGUCGCUUGAACAGGGUCUGCCUGAGCUGGGACUCGGAGGGGAUGUCCAGGUAGCCUUGCAUCUCCCUCGCAGAUCUUUGGUGGUGUUGUACGACGAGGCACGGCACAGGUGGAAACACGGCAUUCACAGGGAGGAUGUUCAUGAUCGUAGAGUUUGCAGCACUUACAGAGAGCUGUCUGCAGAGUUCUUACCUGGAGGGCAGCAGGCGGAGCUGGGAACGCAGCUGUUGAACAUGGCUUUGAGUUUUCAAGGAACUCCAAUAUGAGCUGAUCGGAUGAUGGCAAGGGAAAGCUGUACAACCAGUGAUGGGAGUCUGGACUACAUGGACAAGUCUUGAACUGUUCCGCAUUUAAGCAGAAUGAAGAUGUGUCCUGCACAGGGCUGAAGGCUUGAAGUUCAAACCUGUGACUCCUCUUCAAAUGCAACAGUUAACAGAGGAUACACAACACUGUCAUCACCAGUUCCUUUCCUCUACGAAAUUGACCAGUUGACCAGUGCACAAUCGAUUUUUUAAUAUGAAUGUGAAGAUUGCAAAUGAUACAGCUGCUGCUGUGGCUUAAAAUCAAGGAAGAAGAAGAGGAAAACAAAACAUCAUUACUGCAUAGGGUCUUGACUUGUGGACUUAAAAUGCUGUUAUUGAUUCCCUUUUGUCCUGUGGCUGUUUGACUAAGUUUGUCCCGGUUAAUAUUUUGACCUGAACUCUGUUUGUCCAAAACCUGUCAAAAGCAAUUGAAGGCACUCCAGGUUUGGUUUGACCUGUGAGUCAACAAUGCUCCACGGAUUUGAGGCACUGAUUGGUUCAAAUCUGCACAACGACUAAGUCAAACGCUAAAAUGUAUGGACGUCCACGAGUAUGUUAAAAUGCAGUUGUUGCAUAGAAAAGAGAAAGGAAAAAAGAAAUGUGAAUUUUCUCUGUCAGGUGUUGGUUCCACCAUGACCUUCCAGAACAGUGUCAGUGGAGAACGCCGUCUAUCAAGUUGAGAUGUAGUGAGUGUGAAAGGCCAAUGAAUAUGAUUCAUGUCAUUUCAUACUCCUCAAACGAUUAAGUGAGCCAUUGUGUCCCAUAUGGGAGCUCCUGUGUAAAUGUUAUAAUCUCAUUAACAUCAUACACAUGGCAACUUCCUCUGUUGACUCCUAUGGUGUCGAUUCUCUUGCAACUACUAGUUGUUUCAUCAGAAAGAUUCUCCAUAUCCUCUAUAAACUGCCAAUGUGAUGAAACAGGCAAACAAUAUUUUGUAUGUCCUUGAUUUAUAUAAAUUUAGUGAUUAAAUUGUUUUUUUAAUCUUCUUGCUCUUCUUCACAAAUGAAGCUGUUAAUACUUUUAAUAACACAAAUAAAUUAUUUUUCAUGCA